Cetraspora pellucida is the source of this 441-nucleotide messenger RNA. The record is from the annotation of a GenBank genome assembly. NCBI's taxonomy places the organism in Eukaryota, Fungi, Glomeromycota, Glomeromycetes, Diversisporales, Gigasporaceae.
AUGACAUCCUCAACAUCUGCAAAUAUCGGACAGGCAGUUCAGACUCGAAAUUCUAAGCCGUCAAGUCUUAACGUUUAUAUGGAUCCAGAAUCAAAUGAGACGAAAACAUGGUCAAAGUCUCUUCCUACACCGGAUUUUUUGAACGUUGGAAGGACUCCAUUACCAUUUCCUCCACCGCUCAAUCGAGAAAUGUUUUCUACACCCGAUUUCAACUGUGACCAUUUCCUAGCAAAUAGGCGUCACUUAACUUUGGAUGAAUUGAAAAAAGAAUUGAAUGUGCAUUUAAAAAGCUUGAAAAGCGAACUUGUGGAAAUGAUCAAUAGAGAUUAUGCUAGUUUCGUGGAUCUCUCUACAAAUUUAAAAGGUGUGGAUAAAGUCAUUGAAGAAGUUGCAAGACCACUCGGAAAAAUGAGAGAAGAAAUUCAGGCAUGUUAUUGUUGA